This is a messenger RNA of Ilex paraguariensis (yerba mate), 651 nucleotides long. NCBI's taxonomy places the organism in Eukaryota, Viridiplantae, Streptophyta, Magnoliopsida, Aquifoliales, Aquifoliaceae. The record is from the annotation of a GenBank genome assembly.
AUGUACGAGGAUCCAUUACUUCGUGCUUUUAUUGCUGAAAUAAUGACAAAUUGUAAAAGUCUCGGUGAAUGUUUGAGAUUAAUUGGUGUGGCCUAUGAUCCUUUGGAGAUGUUGGCUCAGGGUCUCUCCCGUCCCAUGACCAUUUAUGGAAGAGCUGCCGGUAGGAUGAAAGCGGUUGAUAUGAGGAACAGAUGCUCUGUGGCUCUUGACAGCGUUAAUUAUUGCAAAAAUCGUUAUACAGAUGUCAUACCAUUUGACAAAAACAGGGUGGUUCUGAACCCAUGUAAGGAUUAUCGAUCAUCAGCGAGGGGAUAUAUCAAUGCAAGCUUUAUCACGACUUCUGAAAGCGUUUCUCAGUUUAUAGCCACACAAGGUCCAUUGCCACACACAUUUGAAGACUUCUGGGAAAUGAUAAUUCAGAAUCGCUGCCCGGUUAUCGUAAUGCUUACUCGGUUGAUCGACAAUUACAAGGUACUCAACUGCAUAGAAUUCAAGGUAAUUUUUGUAGUUUUCUCUGAUGUGCAUAAUUUUUGUGGUUUCCAUCAUAAGAACCAGCAGUAUUUGUACUUUAUUACCUCAUCUUUUCUACGGUUUGACAAGAAGACUUAUUUUACCAAGUGUUAUCACAAAACACAAUGGCAAUUCUCAUAA